AUGGAGGCCGCCGUGAGGGGGCGGCGCGCAGUUGUGACUGCAGUGGCGGUGACGAUGCUGCGCGGGCCACUGCGGAUUGCCGAAGAGGACCGUGAGCUCCUCCGCGUGUUCGCCCGCCCGCGGGGAAGGGGAUUCGAGCGCGGUGCUGUACAAGCUGGUCAACCGGGGCACGGGCGAGUACGAGAGGACGUCGGUGAUCUACACUGCGGCGGCCGCCGUCGCCGAGGGCGGCCGGGAGGGGAUGCGGCGGCGGGUACUGGCCGUAUCCUCCAAUCCCCAUCCUAUGGUACGGAGGUGGCGCUGCGCGAGCUCCUGCUCCUGCUCGGCUCGCGGCCACGGCGGCCAGGGCUGCGGUGCCCACGCCAGCCACCAACGCCAAGAGGAGGACGCCACGAUUGGUUAGCGUCAGGUGAGUCGGCGUCGGCGGCGCGGAGACGCUGCGCUCCGAGGACGCCGAGCCGGCGGUGUCGACGGUGCCACGGUCGGUGCCGGUGCGCGUCGCCUACGAGCUGCAGCAGGCCGGCCACCGCUACCUCGACGUACGGUAUGGACGACACAGCACAGCCACGCUCCCUGUUUCACCUGUUGGUUCUGAAUCCGAUGGUAGUUGAGAGACGCGGCGUUGAAGAGCACGAGAACACAUUUUUUUUACAGAUGAUUCAGUUGUGA
Molecule: messenger RNA, 669 nt
Organism: Miscanthus lutarioriparius
Lineage: Eukaryota; Viridiplantae; Streptophyta; Magnoliopsida; Poales; Poaceae
Source: the annotation of a GenBank genome assembly